Messenger RNA from Zychaea mexicana, 1447 nucleotides. RefSeq lists its product as uncharacterized. Gene Ontology annotation, cellular component: TORC1 complex; fungal-type vacuole membrane. The transcript has a single exon. Lineage: Eukaryota; Fungi; Mucoromycota; Mucoromycetes; Mucorales; Lichtheimiaceae. The record is from RefSeq and is a predicted model, not a curated record. Gene Ontology annotation, biological process: TOR signaling. The coding region runs from base 166 to 1041 and encodes 291 amino acids.
GCAUGUUUGUGUAUAUUAGUUGCUUGAGGUCAUGUGCGAAAGAAAACAGGGAGAGGGAGGUGGAUCUGAGAAUAGCAAUUGUGUGGUACGCUUCUUGCUCCUUUUUUUUUCUUUUGGUCUUUUCUCUUGAUUCAACUUCCCAAUCUUAUUAAAUAUUCUGCCUUCAUGACAACGUCUGCUGCUGUCCAAAUGCCGAAUUCCGAGCCUGUCAAUGACGACCUUAGCAUACACGCAUCGUCCGACUUGCGAAGGAAUCGACUGCUCCGCCCCAUGCAAAGCCAGCCCAACUUGCGCUAUGCAAUAACGACCACACCUAGUACACAACUUACAGCAACGCAUGCCAUUUACAACAGCAGCAACAACUAUAACAGUAGUAGCAGUAGUAGCAGCAAUACUCCAACCACGAAGCUGCAUAAAUCCGUAGAACCACCUCUAAGUCGAACCCAGCACAAACUCCUACUCCAACGACAAUCGUUUUUGGCUGACGACAAGGACUAUUUGGAACAUCCAGCCAACAUGAAACGCCUAACCAAAGAACUCGACCGCGUAAAUCGUGAAUAUCAAUGUGUACGAUACUAUGAGCAUCCAUUAGCAGACUCGUUCCGUAGAGUAGCUUUAGCCAACUCAGUAUCACCACCACCACCACCGCCACCACUGACAUCACCAUCAUCAGGAGGAACAUAUCACUAUUCGUCUUUGGGUUGUUCAACAGCAUCUUCUUCGUCGACAGCAUCAUCGUCAUCCUCGUCGCCGUCGUCAUCAUUCUCAUCCUCGUUUAAUACUAUCGGAUGUCGUUCGCCACCCGGUUAUAUUGAUGUUAAUAAUAUAACCCCACGAUUACAACGACGAGCAUCUGCACAAGAAUUAUUGAUGCUUGCAGCAAACAAGCAACAACAGUCUCCACCAACACCACCUAGUUUAUUGAGUCGACUAUUCGGUCAGCAACAAACAACGUUGACUUUGCCACCCACGUCACAUCAUCCUCAUCAGCAAUAUAUUCAUUAUCAUCAUCUUAAACGCCACUCGCAUACUGCCGCGUGAAACCUUCUUUUUCUGGAUUGGAUGGGAACGAGGGGGCCACGACGAAAGGUGAUGGAUGAGGAAGGAGUGUGUGCAAAUUACACCUCAUUUCAUCAUUGCACAGAAACUAGGCAAGGGGAAGUUGUGGUGCAAUAUUAUAUAUGGUGUGCUGUGCUUCUAGGGGAUGGCUAUCAUACUUUACCAUACUACUACUAUCUUGAUUUUCGCAUGGAUGUCGCUUAAUUGUUUUCAACAACACCCACUAUCAAUACUACCGACACUAUAUUAUAUUAUAAUGAUUAUCAUUGUCUUUCAAGUUUUCUGUUCCUCCCUCAUUGAUACGAUUCUUACUCUUAACUACAAUACUCAGCAGCUAUUACAUACUAUACCCGGAAUAUAAACCUAUACUAUUGACAACAAAACCAAU